CACUGGUGGGAGGGCAGGGCACAGCCCCUCUGUGUCCCUUUGUCUCUCCUGUCUGAAGGCCAGAGCAGGCUGCUAGGCCUGGGGCCACCACUGCCCCGGGGUGCACACCCAGUGUGCUGGGUCACUGGGACUUCCUGAAGUGGUGUCACCUCAACGGGGCUCCCAAGGAUGGGGUGCGGGCAAUACUGCAGGAAGAGGAGCAGCCCCAGUGAAGACUGAGAGGUCUGGGACGCCCCUGCGGCUUGGGAGAGUUGGGGGGAUCCCCAGGCAGGGAAAAGCCCCUAUUGCCACCACUUUGUGCCAGAGACUCAGGCUCCAGAGAGGCAGAGAGUGGUGUCGGGGGUGAGGCUGGGGCUCUGGGCCUGACCUCCACAUGACUGCCUGGCGUCUGUUUGCCAUGGGGUGGGAGAGACAGUGCCGGGACUCGGAGCGGGGCUGGGAGAGAGAGAGUGCUGGAAAGGGCCUGGGUGGGGCUUGGACUCUGGCGCGGGCUUUCUGGAGAGCCCCCUACGCAGGCCUCUUCAGCAGUGAUGGGGUGGGGGCGCUCCUGCAAACCUUGGUCAGUGAGCGGAGCGGGCCCGGGUGGAAGAGACACUGGGCUCAGUCAGGGAUGUGGGGGUGAACGCGGUGGUGCGGGCUGGGGGUCAAGUGCCUUCUGAAGUGACGGGGCCGGGACACGCAGGGAGGCGGCCCAGAAGGCGCGCCACAGAAUGCGCUCGGCCGCGACUAGGACAACACGGGGGGUGGGGGCGGCGGCCGGGCGGGGAGCUGUCCCGCGCCCUCGGCUACCCCCAAACGCCGUUGUUUCCCUAACUUCAGCUGCCAGGGGCUCUGUGAUUGGCUGCCGGACGACGGCCUGCACACGGAUUCGCUGCUUCGGGCCGGGGGGCCGGGCCCGGGGGACAGAAUCCGCCCCCGAACCUUCAAAGAGGGUACCUCCCGGCCGGAGCCGGCAGACCGAGGAGGUGCGACAGACCCGCGGGGCAAACGGGCUGGGGCCGGGAGCCGGGAGUGCGGGCGUAAAGGCACCAGGGCCCGCCCAGGGCGCCGUGCCACAAGGCCUGGGGGAUUCUGGGGACCGUCGGGCGCGCGUCUCGCCUCUAGCCAUGGGGUCGGCAGCUUUGGAGAUCCUGGGCCUGGUGCUGUGCCUGGUGGGCUGGGGGGGUCUGAUCCUGGCGUGUGGGCUGCCCAUGUGGCAGGUGACCGCCUUCCUGGACCACAACAUCGUGACGGCGCAGACCACCUGGAAGGGGCUGUGGAUGUCGUGCGUGGUGCAGAGCACGGGGCACAUGCAGUGCAAGGUGUACGACUCGGUGCUAGCUCUGAGCACUGAGGUGCAGGCGGCGCGGGCACUCACCGUGGGCGCCGUGCUGCUGGCGUUCGUUGCGCUCUUCGUGACCCUGGCGGGCGCGCAGUGUACCACCUGCGUGGCCCCAGGCCCGGCCAAGGCGCGUGUGGCGCUCACGGGCGGCGUGCUCUACCUGCUCUGUGGGCUGCUGGCGCUCGUGCCGCUCUGCUGGUUCGCCAACAUUGUCGUCCGCGAAUUCUACGACCCGACUGUGCCCGUGUCGCAGAAGUACGAGCUGGGUGCAGCGUUGUACAUCGGCUGGGCAGCCACUGCGCUGCUCAUGCUAGGAGGCGGCCUCUUGUGUUGCGGCGCCUGGGUCUGCACGGGCCGUCCUGACUUCAGCUUCCCUGUGAAGUAUUCAGCGCCGCGGCGGCCCACGGCUACCGGCGAUUACGACAAGAAGAAUUACGUCUGAGGGCACCAGGCAUGGCGGGGCCCUCCUGCCAGCCACGCCUGCGAUGCACUGGAUGAGCCUGGGGAGCCCCGCAGGGACCACGGCUUCUGCUGGGUCGCACCUCGCGCAGGCUCCGCGGAGCGUCCGGCUCUGCACCCAGACGCGGCUCCUGGCCUGCCUGCGCCCGCAGCCGGCCCUCUUCUGCCACCAGCCGGGCCCUACCUUGAACAGAUGGACUUGGACAGUUUCCUUUUCUGUUUGCGGCGCUGUCUCCACGGGCAGAGCCGGUGUCAGACUGAGGAUGCCACUUUCCCCUGAAGAUGCUGGGGUUCUUGGCUGCUGCCUUACUUUCUAGAGGCUCCUGCUGACUUCGGAGGGGCGGAUGGAGAGCCCAGGCCCCCACCAGAGAUUUGUACAGCUGGUCUUUACCCCAUUGGCGGGGCCUGAGGCCAGGGACCAGUGACUUGGCCAGGACCUCCCAGUCUCACUCCAGCAUCUCCCCAGGCAAGGCUUGCGGGCACCGGAGUUGGAGAGCGGGUGGGAGUGGGAAGGCUAAGAAUCUGCUUAGUAAAUGAUUUGAACUCUCUCC
Molecule: messenger RNA, 2331 nt
Organism: Saimiri boliviensis boliviensis (Bolivian squirrel monkey)
Lineage: Eukaryota; Metazoa; Chordata; Mammalia; Primates; Cebidae
Gene: CLDN5
Product: claudin 5
Cellular component (GO): bicellular tight junction; membrane
Molecular function (GO): structural molecule activity
Source: RefSeq, a predicted model, not a curated record